Molecule: messenger RNA, 658 nt
Organism: Hipposideros armiger (great roundleaf bat)
Lineage: Eukaryota; Metazoa; Chordata; Mammalia; Chiroptera; Hipposideridae
Product: histone H4
Exons: 1
Coding region: 75-386 (103 amino acids)
Cellular component (GO): nucleosome
Molecular function (GO): protein heterodimerization activity; structural constituent of chromatin; DNA binding
Source: RefSeq, a predicted model, not a curated record
UCAUGUCACUAUAAAAGUACUGAGCAGCGGCGGUCUCAGCAUUGUGCUAGGAACUCGCCAGUUUUGUGCUCAAUAUGUCUGGACGUGGCAAAGGCGGCAAGGGGCUCGGCAAGGGCGGCGCCAAGCGCCACCGCAAGGUGCUGCGCGACAACAUCCAGGGCAUUACCAAGCCCGCCAUCCGCCGCCUGGCCCGGCGCGGCGGCGUCAAGCGCAUCUCCGGGCUCAUCUACGAGGAGACCCGCGGGGUGCUCAAGGUGUUCCUGGAGAACGUGAUCCGGGACGCCGUCACCUACACGGAGCACGCCAAGCGCAAGACGGUCACGGCCAUGGACGUGGUGUACGCGCUCAAGCGCCAGGGCCGCACCCUCUACGGCUUCGGGGGCUGAGUCCACUCGCGAGCUCGCUUUUUGGAGCAAAACCAAAGGCCCUUUUCAGGGCCGCCUAUCCAUUCAGUUGAAAAGAGUUUGUCACUUUUGCUUAUUAGAUGUUGGGUGUGUUCCGUUUUUAUCGAUUUAUAAGUUGCUAUUUUUUUUUCGAUUGUGCGUUUUGAGGCGUUGAAGUGGCAAAAAUUUACUAACAUGGUUUGUAUUAUGUACUUGUGGUUGGGUGGUAUUCAGGGGAAGUAUUAGGGUGCAGAGGGGUGAGCAUGCUGCUGAUU